Molecule: messenger RNA, 2717 nt
Organism: Magnolia sinica
Lineage: Eukaryota; Viridiplantae; Streptophyta; Magnoliopsida; Magnoliales; Magnoliaceae
Product: potassium transporter 6-like
Exons: 10
Coding region: 153-2555 (800 amino acids)
Biological process (GO): potassium ion transmembrane transport
Cellular component (GO): membrane
Molecular function (GO): potassium ion transmembrane transporter activity
Source: RefSeq, a predicted model, not a curated record
AAAAUAAAAAAUAAAAAUGGAGGGAAUAUCUUGUUCGCAUUAUUCAAGUCGUUGUCUCGAUUUCGCCGUCUUCGAUCGUUCGACCGAAUCGACAGCCGUUUCGUCUCCUAUAUAUAUUCCGUUUCGAGAACUGCCCUCCCUUCUUUCAAUCCAUGGCUGCACUCUCUCCUCCUCCUACUCCAACCCAGCUGGAGGACUCCAAGAAGGAAACAUGGAAGCACACACUCUUACUAUCUUUUCAGAGCCUCGGCGUAGUUUAUGGUCACUUGAGUAUCGGUCCCCUACUUGUUUUUGCGACAGUUUCGGCUCACGAAUUCAAAUCUAUUGAGCGUUUAUAUGGGCUGCUGUCCUUUAUAUUUUGGACUAUGACUUUCAUUGCCUUACUGAAGUAUGUCUUCAUUGUAGUGAGAGCUGAUGAUAAUGGUGAAGGUGGAACAUUUGCUUUGUACUCAUUGUUGUGCAGGCAUGCCAAAGUGGGCCUGCUGCCGAAUCAUCAAGUUGCUGACGAUGAACUUCUGAAUUAUGAGAUGUGCAGCUUUUCUAAGGCCAAAGUGGAUUCGAGAGCUAGAAGAGCAAUUGAAAAGCAUAAAAGCACUCACUAUUUGAUGCUGUUCCUAGCCCUGCUUGGUUCAUGCAUGGUGAUUGCGAAUGGGGUUCUGAUCCCGUCUAUUUCUGUAUUCUCAGCUUCGAGAGGUCUAGAGCAGUCACUAGUAAAUAUUUCUGAUACUGUGUCCUCAAGGCAUCAUUUCUCAAAGCAUCAUGAGGACAAAGUCAAUGGUGAUUUAAACAAAUAUGUCCCAGUUCCUUCUGCAUGUGCCAUAUUGGUGGGCCUCUUCGCGCUGCAGCACUAUGGGACACAUAAAAUUGGUUUUAUGUUCGCACCAAUAGUUGUCUUGUGGCUCCUAUUCAAUGGUGGGAUCGGUCUAUAUAACAUUUUUCAUUGGAACAGCCACAUUAUUCAUGCUAUUUCACCGGAAUACAUGUACAGGUUUAUAAGAAACUUGGACAUGGGAAGCUGGAGGUCAUUAGGGGGUGUUCUUCUAUGUAUAGCAGGAUCGGAGGCUAUGUUUGCAGAUCUUGGACAUUUCUCAAAGAAAUCAAUCCAGAUUGCUUUUGGCCUUUUGGUUUAUCCUUCUCUUAUCAUAACUUACAUGGGUCAAACUGCAUUUAUAUCUAAAAACCUCAGGAUUCUGGAAUCUCAAGAUUUCCAUGCCAGUUUAUCCAUUCCUGGACCUGCACGUCAUACCCACACAGUGCUAUCUUUAUUUGCUUCAGUCGUAGGAAGCCAAGCAACCAUCACUGGUACUUUUUCGAUUAUAAAUCAGUGCCUGGCACUUGGUUGUUUUCCAAGAGUGAAAGUGGUCCACACCUCAGAAAAGAUUCAUGGGCAGGUCUACAUUCCAGAUGUUAACUGGAUAUUGAUGGUCCUCUGCCUCGGUAUUAUAGUUGGUUUUGGAGAUCUUAGACCUAUUGCAAGUGCAACUGGCCUGGCUAUAAUCACUGGUAUGCUGAUAACAACUUGUCUAAUGUCACUGGUAAUAACAUUGUACUGGGAAAGCAACAUUUUUCUAUCAGCAUGCUUUUUGAUCUUCUUCGGCUCCAUUGAAGUUAUAUAUCUUUCAGCUUGCAUGUUGAAUUUUCACAAGGGGGCAUGGUUUCUUAUCAUCUUUGUGGUGGUUUUGAUGAUAACAAUGCUAUCAUGGCACUAUGGCACCAUGAAGAAGUACGAUUUUGAUGUGCACAACAGGGUUUCACUGGAUUGGCUUACUGAACUGGGCCCAAAUCUUGGAGUUUCUCGAGUCCCUGGAAUUGGGUUUAUCUACACUGAUGUAUUGAGAGGGAUACCAGCCUUCUUCUCUCAUUUCGUUACGAAUCUUCCUGCAUAUCACCGGGUUCUUAUCUUUGUGUCCUUCAAAUCAGUGCCAGUGCCUUAUGUUUCGCAAGAUAGGCGGUAUCUUAUUGGCAGGUUUGGACCAAAGGAAUACAGGGUAUAUAGGUGUAUUGUAAGAUAUGGAUAUCGUGAUAGCAUUCGUGAGUCGGACUUUGAGGAUAAGCUUAUAAUGAGAAUUGGCGAAUUUGUUUCAGUAGAAGAUACUGAUCCCGAAGCGUUGACAUCGCCGGAAGGAAGAAUGAUUGUAAUUGGGAAUAUGGACCAGGGGGGAAAUGCCUUGAUUCUACACAAUGAUGCUAGUUUGACUGUGCGUUCAAUGAGCUCCAUGCAUGGUGAGUGUCUGACCACUCAAACGAGUCCCCCAUCACAGGUUCCUCUUCCUAUGGGAAGAAGAAAGAAAGUGAGGUUUCAAUUACCCCCUGAGAGCCCUGAAAUGUCGCAAUCCAUCCGGGAGGAGCUGCAAGAGCUGGUGGAUGCUAGGGAGUCUGGAAGCGCAUAUUUCUUGGGCCGAUCACAUUUGCAUGCACGCAAUGGAUCGAAUAUUCUGAAAACGCUCAUGAUCUCGGUGUACAUUUUUCUCGAUAAAAAUUGCAGAGAGCAUUCAGUGGCGCUGAACAUCCCAUAUGCUGCUCUUGUUGAGGUUGGUAUGGUCUGCUCUAUUUAAGUAGUUUGUUCACUUGUUGUAACAAUGUAUUCUUGAAAGGGUUCUUGCAUUGCGGUCUUUCUUUUUUAUUUCCUGUCUUCUCUUUUCUUAAAUGCUGAUGCUGCUUAUAUCGAAUACUGUUAUGGGAUUGUACCGUCAAUGAUAUAUGCAUUUUGUACAAAA